Molecule: messenger RNA, 2981 nt
Organism: Mytilus trossulus (common blue mussel)
Lineage: Eukaryota; Metazoa; Mollusca; Bivalvia; Mytilida; Mytilidae
Product: E3 ubiquitin-protein ligase RNF168-like
Exons: 5
Coding region: 350-2929 (859 amino acids)
Molecular function (GO): zinc ion binding
Source: RefSeq, a predicted model, not a curated record
ACGUUUAUAUUAAUAACAUUUCUGUGUUAAUUUGAUUAAUCAAUGUUAAUUAGUUUAGGAAGACAAACUGACAGAAAAUGUUGAUUGAUAGAUAACUGCUUUCUUUGGUGUAACGUUAUGGAAUGACGUAAAAAGUUCACAAACUUGGAAUCUUCCCAAACAGUGCAGUAGUAAAGUUGCUUCUGUGCACUAAAAAUGAACACAGUGUUUCGAUAAAUGGCCUAAAUUUUUAUUCUUCCUUCUGCUAGUGCUGAGUUUCGAAGUGCCACUAGUGGUAGCUUCGCGGUUAACGGUAAGAAACUUACCGGUAUAAUCACAGGAAAUAUUGAUAAUUGUUAUUAUUCGUAACAUGUCUGAUAUGGAAGCAGAACUGAUGUGUGGAGUGUGUUUAGAAUAUUUUGACAAACCUCUAAUGUUGCCAUGUACUCAUAAUUUCUGUAGGAAAUGUAUAGAGGGGAUACUCUCUGUGAAUAGUAGACCAAAUAUUUAUGGACAGCUACCAAGACAUCGUCUGAAGUAUCACCUGGAUUGUCCAUUGUGUCAACGACCUAUUGAAUUAGAUCGUGGUGUUGAAUCUUUAACAGUAAAUAGAAUUCUGGAGAAUAUCAUUGCUCUUCACAGAAAAGACGAACCAUUAGCAUCUAAUGAUGCAGCAUGGAAACUUGAUUCUUCAGUUUCUGACAGUCCCUGUCUUCUGCACAAUUCUGAGCCGAUGUCAUUGUACUGUCUGACAUGUAACAGGGCUGUAUGUAGGUCAUGUGACUGUGUGACAGACAAAUCAUCAGGCACAAUUCAUAAAUGUGUCCCAAUCAAAGAACAAGCAGACCAAUAUCAGAUGAAAAUAUCUAAUGCCAUUUCUGAAAUAAAAAGAAAGGUUGUCCCAGUCCAUGAUGAAAUACAGCUGCUUCAGGAUAUGGUGGAACAAAUCAAGGCCAAUGAAGAAAGUAUUAAAAGCCAGCUCGAAGGUCAGAUUUCUGGACUAAUCCAGUCAUUAAAAGGUCAACAUCAAGAAUUACUACGCCAACUUCAGAAUGAUAUAAAAUCAAUUAAAAGACCAAUAGAUGAACAAUUAAGAAAACAUAAACAACUUAGUAAAACAGUGGAAGAUCAUCUGAAACGACUGAAUGGUAUAAAAACAGCUAAAGAUACAGGUCUUAGAAUUAAGUUAAUGAAGGAAUCAGAGAGACAGUUAAACAGUUUAUUAUGUUUUGAUAUGGUGAUGUUUAGUACCAAGGAUAUGCCAACAGUCGAUAUGCCUGUUUGGGAGAUAGACAAAGAAGGCACGUUACAAAGUAUACAGCAACUACAGUGGAAAAAGUCUGGUGGUACCAGGCCAGAUGAAAUUUCGUCAGGACCCUCAUCUACACAGUCAUCUCGACAGUCAUCACGAGAGGAUGAAUGCCUUUCGAGAACAACACAGUCAUCUAGACAGUCAUCCAGAGAAGAUGAUAACCAUCCUCAAACGUCACAGUCAUUCACACAGUCAUCCAGACAGUCAUCUAGAGACGAUGAUUGCCAUCCUCAAACAUCACAGUCAUUUAGACAGUCAUCAAGAGAAGACGAAUGCCUUUCUAAUACGACACAGUCAGUUAGACAGUCAUCCAGAGAAGGUGACCCUCAUCCACAAACCACACAGUCAUUUAGACAGUCAUCUGGAGAAAAUGAAUACCUUUCUAAUUCAGCACAGUCAUUAAGACAGUCAUCCAGAGAAAAUGAACGCCAUCCUCAAAUGUCACAGUCAUUUAGACAGUCAUCUAGAGAAGACCUUCCUAAAACUCCGCCAAUAUCUUUUACACAAUCACCUAGUUCUAUGACAUUUAAUGAAGGAACUGUCACCAGGUCAACUAUGACUAAAAAACAAAAACCAAGAUAUUUGGAUCCUAGUCAAAGAAGUCUUUCAGAACAGGACAAUAUUCAACCAAAUAUUGUAGUUCCUAAUAUUCCUCCUGUAUCAACUAAUACAUCUACAAAACCAACAUCAUCCACAUAUUCUCAACCAUCAUUUUCAAAUGUGUCGUCUGCUUCAUUUAGAAUAGCUCCUACUUCUGUUAGUAUAAACUCUGCCUCAAACUUUGUGCCUAUACCGAGAGGAGUUCGUGCUGCAUCAGAGCCUGUUGUCCCUGGAAAUGUAGUUUCAAGUUAUAAACAAAAUGUUAUCACACCAAAUCCAGUGACCACGACAUCUUGGUUUUCAUCUGCAGUCAUACCAUCAACUCCAACUGGUGAGCAGAAAAUGAUAACUGCACCUCCGUGUUCAUCUGAAGCUUCUCAAAGAUUUAUUCCUCCAUCACAAAGUAAAGUUUCUAAUGUUCAGCCAAGGACAACUACUACUUCCAUGCACAUACCGAAAUCUAACGUUGGUUUUGUUGUUCCUAAAGUAACGUCAGGGGCCGAUGCUGCAGGGUACUCGUCUCCUGGGCUAGAGACUUAUGAUAAUGUAUCUAAAGCUUUUCCUGUCCCAAGUACUGCAGAUUUUAUCCCUCAGUCUUCUUCUGUUGCCUCAGGGACAAAUACUGGCCUACCCAACCGAGGUCUUCCUAGGAAGCCGAAAGCAGAAUAUGGUAAUAAGAACAAUAACUCUGUUGUAAAUACUGCAACACUCAUGGCAAUGGUGUCGGACGAGGGAGAAGUAGGAGUGGAUACUAUAAUAAAGUCAAUGGAAACAGUCUGUCGAGGUGUCCGAGAUGAUACUAAUAUACCAUCAAAUACCAACAAUAUCCCCCCUCCCAACAAUGUAAAUGUUCGUGUAGAUAGGAGAUUUAGUACGGGAAAUGCCAAUCUUCCAACACAGUCAAAUUGUAAUUUUAGAACAGCAAAUCUGCCAACUAUAUCAGCUAGAGAUUUCUCUCCAGCAACACAGAAUAGAUCUAGUUCUCCAAAUUCUGGAGCUAGACGAACAGUUAGACCAAAGAAAAAAAUAUCUAGAUAACAUUGUAUUUUGAAUUUGUGAAUUAUUUUAAGAUUUAGAUUGCAUGCAAUAU